Pyrus x bretschneideri (Chinese white pear) is the source of this 2738-nucleotide messenger RNA. RefSeq names its product protein LNK2. The record is from RefSeq and is a predicted model, not a curated record. Bases 279 to 2372 code for a protein of 697 amino acids. Lineage: Eukaryota; Viridiplantae; Streptophyta; Magnoliopsida; Rosales; Rosaceae. The transcript has 9 exons. Gene Ontology annotation, biological process: regulation of DNA-templated transcription; circadian rhythm.
GGGCUCCACCCGCCCUCCUUCCCCCGGCACAAGCUAAACUCUUCUCUUCUCUCUCCCUCACCCUCGAAGCCUCUCUCCCUCCACACUCCCUCUCUCCCUCUCUCUCUCUCUCUGAGUGGCCGUGCUUUUGCUCUUUCACUCUCUCUCUCGCUCUGGCCGCGUUGGAAGGUUUGAUUGGAUGCUGACAGUGUGAAGUUUCUUGGCGAUGUGUAGACCAAACUGUGUGCGUCGAUCUGAAUCCGGUUUCGGUUUUGCGAUUAACUGUGGCUUCUUCAGAGAUGUUUGAUUGGAACGACGAGGAGCUUGCAAACAUAGUAUGGAGUGAGGCAGUUGAGAGUGAUGAUCAUAUUGUGCCUUACAACGAGGCAAGUGAGGAUUAUCGUAACAAGAAGCAAUGGAAACAAGAAUCUCACACCAUCAAGCCUACCGAACAGAAGACCCAUGGGCCCAAGAUUGACUUGCAAGACAGAAAGUUGGAAAGCAGUCCUAAUUUUGACACCAGUGAAGGAAUUUCUACCUCUGAAUUUGGAAUGGACUCGUGGCCAGAUUUAUCAUUAGCUAAUGUUGCCAAAAGUGAACAGCAUUGCAUAGCUGAGGCAAUCCAACUGGAUAAAGAUGGUGAAAUUUUUCAAAAUUCGAAUGAAGGUAAAGAACAAGGUGAUCUUGUUGACUACGGAUGGGCUAACAUUGGAAGUUUUGAUGAUCUUGACCGGAUUUUUAGCAAUGAUGACACUAUAUUUGGCAAUGUAAGUCUUGGUAAUGCUGACGAGCUGUGGUCUUCCACUAGAGAUGCAACUGACAGUCCAAUCAAAGCCUUUCCUGUUUCUUCAGACUCACCAAGUUUCACAUCAGGUGCAGUAACGAAUGCUUCUGAGUAUUUGGAAAUUAAAACAGACUAUAUCCAGAAAGAUAACCAGUCAAUCACCCCAGGCUAUGGGAAGAUGGAUUAUUCUGCAGGUUAUGGUCUGCAGAAUCCACAUGCCGCACUUGAUCAUGUAGAAUAUGCUGGAGGUAAAAGUAAGACCAUGGAAAAGGAACAGUCAGAUGUGGACACGGGACGAAGCACUCUGACAAAAUCUUCCUUGAAUGCCGAAAAUUCUUCUUCCCCAAAUGAAACAGCUGAUAGGGUUUCUAGGCAGAAAAAAAUAAUGAGGUGUCGUAAAAAGUUGGAGGAAAAAAGUGAGGAGAAAUCAUUGCAAGAUUUUUAUGGUACUUGGCCUUCAUCAAGAACCCCUUCUGGACAUUUUGAGAACCAAUUGGAAUGCUUCAUGGUAGAAUCCUCUCCUUCUACAGCUCCCAAGCAGAAGAGACUGCUUCAAGGACCCGAGCCUUUACCCUACCAGCAUAUCCCAAACCAAUGUGCAGCCCAGUCUACAUAUGGGAACCUCACAAAUCCAUCUACGCAUGUGUCAUCUCACAUUCAACCUGGGAAAUUUAAGCAUCAAAAUUUGUUUUCUGGUUAUGAAGUUUCUUCUGGGAUUGCAAAUGCUAUAAACAAGUUAGUAGAUACCUCAGCAAAGCCUCUAACCAUGUCUCCUCAAGAGAAAAUUGAAAAGUUAAGGAGGCGGCAGCAACUACAGGCAAUGCUUGCCAUUCAGAAGCAACAACAACAAUUGAGUCAUCAAAUCUCUAGUACCAAUCAGUCUAGCACUCAAAAAGGCCCUCAAGAAAAUCAAAUUCAGCAUUUUGAGAGAGCUGAUCUGGAAGUUGAAGGCUUAAGUAGUCUUCCUUCUCUGGACCCGAACUCAACCGUAGAACAAGAUGAUUCCACUAUUGUUUCUGCAGCAAUUGAUGAUCACUCAGCGGAGGAUACAAUACUUUACAGGCUUCAAUAUAUUAUAUCAAAGUUGGACAUCAAAAUAAGACUUUGCAUACGGGAUAGCUUGUACCGGUUGGCUCAAAGUGCAAUGCGGAGGCAUUAUGCUAGUGAUACUAGCAGUUCAAACAAAAGUAGCAAGGUUGAGGGUGAAGUCAUUGCAAAGGAGGAAAUCAAUAGUCAUAGCAGGUUUGGUAAAAUACCAGAUUUGGAAACAGAGACCAAUCCCAUAGAUCGAACUGUGGCUCAUUUGCUCUUCCAUAGACCCUUGGAUUCAUCGGGAAAAAAGUCUGACACAUCUGAAUCACCUAUUUCUACCAAGUUGACAUCUGAACGCAAAACAGCAGGCUUGGUGAACUUGUCAAAUGAAUGCUUUCCCGACAGUCUGAAGAACAAUCAGUGCUUUCCUCGCCAAGGAUCUGAAAGCUGUCGCCCAUUCCCUGAGCCCGGUUCUGUGGACCAGUUUAAAAACAGUCUUCUGAUGGGUACCUUGGAAAACGCAUCUAGCAGUGGUCCGGAUCAUGGUGGAACUAUGGAGGUUGAAGCCUCUCUGUGAAGAAAUGUGUGCGCCUCAGAAUUCGACAAGGCCAUAUAGUCAUAGUGGUCGAGGAGCUUCAGCCUUCGGACAACAUUACCGAUGGGGAGUAUCCUGUAAACCAAUCUGCUCUGUAAAACUAGUUGCAUGCAUAUAUUAUAUCCAUGUUUCAAGACUAAAGUCAAGUGUCAUAAGAUUAGCUGGUGUGUUUCCUUAAACAUAUUCAAGGCAAUACUUGAGACCUCUGUUAGUAAUAUUUUCAUGUACGAAGGGCGGGAGCCACGUGUCUAGCUAGUAUUGGCCUAUCGGUGCACUGCGGAUCCGGCUCUUCGGCUAGUAAGAAAUUUAUACGUUGAGAUUGCGAAAAUAAAUCCCGAGUUGAACUGA